Molecule: messenger RNA, 2752 nt
Organism: Durotheca rogersii
Lineage: Eukaryota; Fungi; Ascomycota; Sordariomycetes; Xylariales; Xylariaceae
Exons: 3
Coding region: 664-2097 (477 amino acids)
Cellular component (GO): membrane
Molecular function (GO): acetylglucosaminyltransferase activity
Source: RefSeq, a predicted model, not a curated record
GAGGGAGAGAGGGAGGGGGUUGAGAGAGAGGGGGGGGGAGAGGGAGAUCCGAGACCAGAGCAGUGUUGACAUCUCAAACAGUGUGGUUUGGUAUAGCUACGUACAUGCCUCCCAAGAGAAAAACCCCCGGGUGUGGCAGUGAAAAGCGUAGUUCACACCAGUCAGUUAAUUGCAGCCCACCCUCCUCGACGCCAUUACCGCCAAAUUAGCCCUGCAGCCAACGUCGAUAUACCUACGCUUCUAAGCUGCAAUCAGAUGUUUAGUAGUAAUCGACCUGUCAGGCAUUAAAAAAACGACAAACCCACCGAGCCUCGAUUCUGGUGACCUCAGUACUAAUGUCGAUCCGGCCUUGGACCAACCACGUCCUAAGACAGGCGCCACAACAGGUGCUUGCUGUCCGCUGUCGACCUACAGUAGGAAAAUGAUGUGCCUCCUUGCCUAUCCGCCCUCCCGUCAUUGUUCAUUGUUCGCAAGCUCACCUCUUUUUUUCUCGCCCGGCUUCGGCUUCCGCUUUGCCUCUCCAGGAAUAUACCCGCCCCUGAGAUACGCCGUCCGGACCACCCGUCCAAUGCUGCCGCCGCGCUCACCGACGGGUUGAGAAGACCUGCAUAUUUCUCGUUCGGCCCCAUCAGCCACAUCUCCCUUCCAUCCGAAGCGACGAUCAUGCGACUCCUCCCCCUUCGGACGGCCUUCAUCGGGGGCGCCGCCCUGGUGCUCGUGCUCUGGUGUUUUCUGCUGCGUAGCGAGAGGAGCCGCCCCGUCCUCGCCAGCUUCUUCAGCCAGAGUACGAGUCUAGAUUUCCUCGACCAAGCCAGGAGGGAACUGCCGCUCGACCUGUCGCCCACCAUCAAGUACUCACGAGCAUGCAUCGAGGCCCGUCUAACCCCCCUGGCCCCACGACGCGAGGUCGCCAACAUAUCGCGGCCGCUUAUCGCAGACCAGGCGACUCUACAGCUCGACCCAUGGAAAACCCCAAGCGUAGCCAUUCCUCGCUGCCAGUCCAUCAAGCUCCAAGUUCCCGAGCCGUACCCUGCGGCCGAGAUGUUUCCUCACCUCAUCUUCGGCCUGGCUACUUCUUAUGAGAGGUUACGCGAGUCCUUCGAGUCCAUCGCGCACUGGUGUUCCCAUCGCGAUGCCAAGCUAAUCGUCAUCGUCAGCAACUGGGACGAACGAGCGGCGAACAUCUCGCUGCUCCAGCAGGAAUACCGAGAUGGCGGCAUCCGGGCCAGCUUCAUCAAGCCGCUCGACGCCGCACACACUGUCUCGCAGUCCCACUUUAUGGUCCUGACCGAGAUGGUGAAGGAGAGCGGACAGGACACCCGGUGGUUCGGCUUGUUGGACGACGACACCUUCUUCCCCCAUCUCAAGCCCUUAUCGGACGCGCUGGGGCAACUCGACCACACGACCGACCUCUACGUUGGCACGUUGGCUGAAGACUUCGGCUCCAUCCGGAACUUUGGGCUCAUGGCUUACGGUGGCGCCGGCGCUUACCUAUCUAGCACCCUCGCGAGGAAGCUAGGAGCGCCGGAACAGGCGGCGGUUUGCGUACGGGAGUCGUCGGUGGAAUGGGGCGACAUCAUCGUCAGGGACUGCGUUUAUCGCCACUCCAAGUCGAGACUGACGAUCCUCCCGGGGCUAUACCAGCAGGACCUCGAGGGCGACACGAGCGGCUUCUUCGAAUCUGGCGUAGAGCCGAUAAACUUGCACCAUUGGAAGAGCUGGUACCACGAGCCCGUCCCGAGGAUGGCGGUGGCCGCCAAGUUCUGCGGGAAUUGUUUCCUCCAGCGUUUCCAGUUCGGCAGAGACACGGUUCUGUCCAACGGGUACUCCAUCGCCACCUACCGCGGCGGCCUGGAGGGGGUCGACCUGGACAAGACGGAGCAGACGUGGAACCAGCGGUACCCAGACGUAAAUCCCGAGUACACCUUCGCACUCGGCCCCCUGCGGGAGAAGCUUGGACGGGAGGAGAAGAAAAGCUACAAGCUCGCGCACGCGCAGAUAUCCGGCGACACGAUGAGACAGCUGUACGUCUGGCGGGGCAACCGAGAGGCGGACGAGGCGGACGAAGUGGUAGAGCUCGUGUGGACCAGGGUGUGAGAACGGGGGCCACGAUUUGUUGGAACGGGCAGGCCAGACGAAGCAAUUAAUAUAAAAGCGAAGCUACUCUGUCGCCGGGGAUAUGCGGUAGCCAGACCAGAGAUGGGGGCAACAAGUGCCCAAGUGAUAGGGUAUAAGAGAAGGCCCACGGGCGUGCCGGCGGAGGGGAACCAGAGAGAAGACGAGGCGGGAUCUGCGAAGUGUACAUAUAGAGGAGGUUGUCGGGCUAGGAGUUGGCUAUACCGUGUAGGCUAUAGGUAGCAGUGGUGGUGAUGGUGGUGGUGGUGGACGUGGCGGUGCUGGUGAUGGGAGCGGCAGUGGACGAUCGGCCUUAUCAGGUACACCUACAGGUACCCAGGUACCUAGGUUGGUAGACCUGACCAUUGGUACCUUCUACUAAGGGUGUGGAGGGGAUUGUCUGCGCGCAUAUGCAUGUAUGUGCAUGUAUAUAUAUGUGGGGGCACGCAAUCGUAGGUGGACACACACUAUCGAUUAGGUAGGUAUAUCAUAUAUGCACCUAGUGGGGAUAUAUAGCUCUAUACCUGUGGCGUUAGGAGGUACCUGUUGGCAACAUGCGAGCACGGGUCAGCGGAUGUAUAGGUACCUACCUAUCUCAUACAAAUAUUACGUUCCCAAUGUACCUGGACACCUGGAG